AAAUGAAAAGCAUCAUAAACCCUUUCAACUCCAAACCCACCCAACCGCAACUCCAAACACGGUUCAACCCAAUCCACCUCCGACUCGACCGGCGAAAUCCGGUUCACCAAACCCGUAUACUUCCUCACGUCACCCGCUUCAUCGUUCUCCUCCUGUCCGAAAGCCCUAUACUCCGCGAAGUUCAGUUCGAAAAAUCACAAGAAAAACACACAAAAUUCUAUGGAAAAAAUGGAGCUAGAAUUCGAAUUCGUACUGGUGAAUCGCUGAGACGGCGCCAUGAACCUCAUCCAACGUCGGAACGGACCAUUCGAUUGAGUCCUCAGAAACCCUAGCGGCAUUUUCAAUCUCAAUUCCGUCUUCAGUAACCCACUCGAACUCAUCACAGUGCGGAUUACAGAAAUGCCAGCCGGUGGGAACUCCGUUAGUGGCGGAAAUCGGGCACUGGCUAAGGGAAGUGCUCGACGACUGGCUGUGGAAAUUGGCGGAGCCGCUGGGGCGUCGUGUGGCUCUGGAAGUGGAAGUCGGAGAGGAAGGUCGGUUUGCGGGGGUACUAGCGGCUCUGGCGACGGCUCUACCGGCGGUUCUGAUGAUGUUUCCGGCAGGUCCACCUCCCAUGCUUUUACCGCGGAACAUGAUGAUCGGGAUAGGAAGGCAUGGUAUGGUUUUGUUAUCCAUUUCCAUCCCCGAGGGGUAAGGACUAGAAUGACUCGAGGUUUGAAGAUUUCUCCUAAUAAUCGCUUUCCUGGUCAAGCUUCAAGCAUGUCGUCGCACAUUGGGACAGCGAACAAGAUUGUCAAAGAGAAGCUUACCCCCAAGCAACUGGACUUGUUCAAAAGGACUGUAUUUGGACGGUUUGUGGAUAUGGAUCUGGUUUUCAGCAGCCCAUUAGUCCAUCAUAUUUUAUUACGGGAGGUGAAGGACGAGAGGCCAGAUGCUAUGAGCUUCAAUCUGAAUGGUAUUAUUGCCACCUUCUCCAAAGAAGAGUUCUUGUUGGUGACGGGAUUGUGGCCCUCACCUACCAAAUCAGUUCGAAGGGUUGAAGCGUCUAAAUCACUAGGAACAAAGUAUUUCGGUAAUGAGUUGGUGGUGGACAUGAACCCCAUUACCUUUGAGGAAAGAUACAAGAAUUUGAACUUCUACGAUGACUUGGACGCAGUGAAGGUUACAUUGGUUUAUUACACUGAGUUGGCAAUGAUGGGGAAAGACAGGACAAAGAGUAUAAUCAACAAAUCACUAUUGGACGAUGUUGAGGACUUGAAAUACUACAAUAGUCUCGAUUGGGGACAUAUAUUAUGGGAGAGGACAUUGAGGGGCCUUCAAAAUGCACUAAAGAACAAGGUUGAUAUGUACAAGAAAAAGGUCAAAUUGAAUAAGAACUAUAAUGUAAAGUAUAGCUUGCCUGGUUUUCCUCAUGCAUUCCAGGUGUGGGCAUACGAAAUCAUAUCAUCAAUGGCAGCUGGUAGAGCUGUUACUCGACUGAACAAUGAUGCGGUGCCUCGCUUCUUGAGAUGGUCAUGCUCGUAUUCACUUCCUUCCAAGUUAUUGCAGAGAGACAUUUUCAACUCUACGAGGAUAGUGAUCUCUCCUGCACUUGUUAUGUCGGAUGCGGAAAAGCAAUUUAGAGACACCCAGGUUGAUGAACGACCAGUGUAUGUAGCGGACCAAGCCGAGAGGGCUCCAUCAGUGAUUGACAUCUCCGAGGAAAGUGAUGGCCCAAAAGAUGCUCAGGGUCAAUUCGAUGACCAUGAUCUCCACAACGAGGAUAUUUCAAAUCCUCAUUACAAGCAUCUGCAGGGUCCACAUGCUAAGCAUGAGCGCAGUGACAACUGCGAUCCCCACGAUAACCAUGACAUUGAUAACAAUUCCGUUCGUUUCAUGAGGGAUCAUGUGGAGGAUCAUCUACCAGAGCCUGAAAUGAGCAUGAAGAGGUGCAAAAGGGAAGGAAAAUCACGUGAGGAGCACAAGCACAACGUCUUCUCCCAUCUGAAAAGCUUAGAUGGUCGUAUCUCAAGAGUUGAAGACACAUUGAAGGAGAUGAAGUCGGACUUGCAGACCAUUACUUCUCUAUUGCGCUCGUAUUGUAAGAGCAAGAACGUGUUUAAUGAUAAGAAUGGUGCUUGCGAAUUGGAUUCCAGGCAUCCUGAACCCACAUCUCCCACAGCUCCUUCACCUCACAUCGAGACUACUACUACUAGUGGGUUGGAUGAUGAAAGGGCCAUUAGAACAGCAGAGUGUGAAGUUGUUCAAGACAUGGAGCUCCGUAAAUGGGGUUUCAAGUUCACACUUGCUUAAGUAUAUAUUAAACAUAUCGUAACUUGUAUUUCACUCGUAGUUUUUGAUUUGUACAAAAGGCUCCAGGUUAAAAUGUAAAUUGGGGAUGAAAAUUUUUGGGACAAAAUUUAGAAAAGACCCUAUGAAUUUUGUCUUUGUAUUAGAAAAAUAUCUAUUCCCUUACGGAAGUUGCAAUAUAUAAAUAUUUCAAAACUUUCA
Cucumis melo (muskmelon) is the source of this 2490-nucleotide messenger RNA. RefSeq lists its product as uncharacterized. The record is from RefSeq and is a predicted model, not a curated record. Lineage: Eukaryota; Viridiplantae; Streptophyta; Magnoliopsida; Cucurbitales; Cucurbitaceae. Bases 400 to 2292 code for a protein of 630 amino acids. The transcript has 6 exons.